AUGGUGAGUGAAAAAGGAGAGAAGGUUAUUGAAAAGAGAGGAUUGAAGGAUGAGAUGGGCAAGAAAAGGAUGGAAGAUGAUUUUAGAGUUGGUCGGGUGAUUGGAAAAGGAACCUCUGGUGUUGUCCGGGUUUGUCAUGAUAGAAUCAGGAAGCGUUGCUUUGCCUGCAAAUCAGUGGCGAAGAUCGUAGCCUAUCGCAUCCAUGAAGAAAUAGAAAUAAUGCAGCACCUAUCUGGUCAUCCAGGUGUGGUGACACUACUAGCUGUCUACGAGGAUGCCAAUUCUUUUCAUCUAAUCAUGGAGAUGUGCGAUGGGAGUUCCUUGUUGGAUGACCUCCAUAAUAGAAGAUUCAAGUCAGAGAGAGAUAUUGCCGCAGUGAUAAAGGAGAUUGUAUCCUCGUUGAAGUAUUGCCAUGAAUCGGGAGUCAUCCACGGUGACAUCAAGCCGGAUAACAUACUUCGAACUAGGUCAGGAAGGUUAAAGAUUGCAGACUUUGGUUUCGCUCUGAGGACGUUGAAAGGUAAAGAAUUAUAUCCAGCAGGUGGGACUCCUCAUUUUAUGGCCCCAGAGGUAUUACAACGAAGGGUUACAGAGAAAUCCGAUAUAUGGGCUGUCGGUGUCGUCUUGCACAAGUUUUUGGUUCACCAUGAACCGUUCGACGGGAAGUCUUGCCAAGACGUAUUUGAUGCGAUCAGAACAGUAGAGAUAGAUUUCAAUGAUGAGAAGUGGAUGUGCGUCUCGGAUUCUGCAAAAGAUCUGCUGAAGAAAAUGCUAAACAAGGAUGUUUCUCAACGAUUAACUGCAGUAGAAGUUCUAAGUCAUCCAUGGUUACAAGAAGAGGAAAGCAUAAUUGACUCCUUAGCCCAGGAAAUAUUGGGCUUGUGUCUUUGA
Messenger RNA from Magnolia sinica, 891 nucleotides. Its product is annotated as serine/threonine-protein kinase PEPKR2-like. Gene Ontology annotation, molecular function: calcium-dependent protein serine/threonine kinase activity; ATP binding; calmodulin binding. The transcript has 3 exons. Gene Ontology annotation, cellular component: nucleus; cytoplasm. The record is from RefSeq and is a predicted model, not a curated record. NCBI's taxonomy places the organism in Eukaryota, Viridiplantae, Streptophyta, Magnoliopsida, Magnoliales, Magnoliaceae. Gene Ontology annotation, biological process: protein autophosphorylation; peptidyl-serine phosphorylation; intracellular signal transduction. The coding region runs from base 1 to 891 and encodes 296 amino acids.